AUGUGGUUGAGGUUCUGAGUGCUAACAGUUUGCUUCGAAAUAGCUCCCUUGUUAUCACUGAAAAAUUCCUAUUAGCAAAUCUUCAAGGUUUUGUGUUAUAGUAGUUGUUAGCUUCGGGAAUGACGUUGCCGUGGAUGUCGCUGGUUUUGCUACGUUUGGAUGACGCGUAACUAAACGUCACUUACAUACAGGAGGAACAUCCGACUGAUGCUUGGGAACAAUAUAUUUCAUCUCUUGGAUUUUAAGCAGCAGUGUCUCAUGUUACUUCUGACAGAAAUGCAUAGCCCACCAUGUACAGAGGAUAUUUUAGUGAUUGAUGAGGAUAGUGUUAACUGCCAACACAUCACUGCUCUCAGUGUUCACCUAAGCAUAUAAAAGAAGCUUCCUUCAGAUGUUUCUGAUGUCACCAAUCAUCACAACUCAUUCUUAUAUUCAUUUGUUUAUUACUUGAAGACAUUCUCUUGACUUUCUGCACAGAGUGUCUGCCGGAGAGUGAAUAGCCAGCAUGAAAACCAGAUCUAGUAGCAGAGGCAGAGGGGAAAGCUGUUCACUCAAGAGUACGAAUGAAUCAAGAGGAUGUGCAUCAGACAUCAGUCAAAGUGCACAGCAUGAUAAUACAAAUUCUAACAGAAGUUUUAUAGAAUUGACCAAAAACAGCAGGAAAAGAAGGCAUUCUGAUGUUACAUAUAGCAGUAAGGAGGACCAGCUUACAAAUGUUCUAAAUAAAACAGUGUCAGUGGUGCUAGAGCCAUUUGAUAUGGAGAAGCGUAGGAAGAAUGAAUCAAGAGGAUGUGCGUCAGACAUCAGUCAAAGUGCACAGCAUGAUAAUACAAAUUCUAACAGAAGUUUUAUAGAAUUGACCAAAAACAGCAGGAAAAGAAGGCAUUCUGCUGUUACAUGUAGCAGUAAGAAGGCAGCGACUAACUACCAGGAAGAAUCCGAACAUGACCAGCUUGCAAGUGUUCUAAAUAAAACAGUGUCAGUGGUGCUAGAGCCAUUGGAUGUGGAGAAGCGUAUACAGGCUAAAGUUGCAAAUCGCAAUAAAAAGAAAUGCAUCAGUAAUUACUCUGUCAGAGAUGUCAAAAUAACUACUAAGAGUUCGAAUGGUUGCAGCACAGAAAAUCAAGAGCGCUCGACAACAGGAAGCAUGGACUCUCGAAGCAGUGAAAGAUGUUUGCAGAAAUCUACUCAUCAUGACGGCAAAGAACUACAUAAUAGUGAUCAGAAGAAUGUAGCAUCGCUCAGCUUGAGUCAUGAUGAUGACCAGGGGUUGUUGGAGAGUUCGACCCAUCAGAGCAGAAGACAGUUGUGGGAUGCUUCCCACAAAAUGAGUUCAGAAUUUCGCCGAGAACGCCGUAAAAUAUAUAAGAAGCCAGUUUGUACAUGUUGUGUAGGAAAAGAUAACAACAGUGGAAAUGAAAUAAGAGUUGCAAGUGAUGGCUUGAAGGCAAAACAUAACAAACAUAUGGAGAAGAGCAUCAGAAAUAGUGAUGUAAAUAGAGCAGCCAGUCGUACCCAAAAAAGAAAAACUGUUGUGGGUGCUUCUCACAGCAAAGUAAAAGAUGCUGAUUAUCAGUAUGGAGGCAGACCACUAACUACAGAGCACAGCAGUACAAGCUCUGAAACUAUCACAACUCUCAAGAUGACGAGUGAAGUAUUUAAAGAUGGCCAGUCAUCCAGAAACAGAGAGAUUAACAGCCACAGUAGUAGGUCAGUCACACCAACUUCAUGUUCUGUAGCCACAGCACCUUUGCAGAUGACACACAGUGCAACUUCACAACCUGCACAUGCACUUACACAUUUAGAAAUGCACCCAUACUUGCGUCGACGGUCAGCAUCAGCACCUCCUCAGUUACAGUUGGGUGACACUUUUCGAAAAACUGUUGAUGUGUUUGCGCGUUUACUUCAGGAUGUGGCAGCACAUCUGCAGAAAUGUGCUAAUAGAGUUGGUGAUACAUUAAGUGACCGUAAUUUUGAGCAUACGGUAGCUGGCGUUUCUCACUUGGUGUCCAGCUGCACAUGCCAUUCACCUAUUGGGUGUUUACUAUAUAGCAUUAAUAUUAUGAAUGCAUUAAAAAGUAGACUGUCUGCAGAAUUAAAUGUGGUUUCACUAUCCAAUGGUGAUGCAGUACAGCCAGCAGCAGCAGGCACGCAAUCAAAUGGGAAUUUAAUGGGAAGAUUCCAUCUAGAAGCAAGCAUAAAAGAGAAGACCAAUACAGAAGCCAGUGUAGAAGGAGGUGGUAUAUCUGAGUCUGCACCUCAGUGUGAUACCACAACAUUAACAACGAAGUCCAGAAACAUAUUGUCGCCUGCUGAGACCUGCAUAAGCACAUCACACAGCACUUCUCUCACUGAAGAGACAAACGACACACCAUCACCAGUAGGUAGCACUGAUAAUGCACAUAUUGAAGCAAGUAUCAGAGAAACAGCCCAACUGGAAGCAAACACAAAAGAGAGUACCAGCACAAUAACAUGUAUAACAGAAGACAAUGUCUCAAAGUCAGCAUCAGAAUAUGGUGCAACGUCGUCAUCAGUUGAGCCCAUAAUCAUGGUGUCAGCUGCUGGGACAUUUACUAGUACUAGUUCUUCACCCACUGGAGGCCCAAAAGAAAUCCUGGACCUACAUGAAGUGGAUACUGUAGUUUCUGAUCAGAAUAAUGUAAAUGGCAGAGUGGAUGAUAGAACAGGGUGUGCCAGCUCCAAGAGUAAUUUAAUGUGUGGGAGUGCAGAACAAGUUCAAGAUGGUGAACGGAAUACUUUUGACUCCGUAUCUCUCUCUAUGGAAGAGAUUGAAAUAAAGGAAGAAGUUGAAACCUCAGAAAGUGACAGUGAAUUAGAGUUGUCUGAAAAACAGUACUCACAAAAUGAGGCAGAAUCAGAUGCAGGUAGUUGUGGUCCUGAAGGGGAUGAGACAGACAGAGAUGAAAAUAUGGUUGAGGUUGAGUGUAACAUUGUCGAGGCCUCAGAUCUAAGUAACCACACCGGAAAUGAAUCGCAUAUGAAAGAUCUGAGAAUGGAGGCACAGCAUGAAUAUGACAAUAACAGCACAGAAAAUGAUGUUGCUGAGGAUGCUACUAGUAAUGGAGUGAAUACUGCUCUUGCUGUCAACAGGGGAGAUGAUACUGAUGCAGUCAACAAUACUGGAUACAGUGUAAGUGGGGAUGAUGAUGGUGAUGUGGAUUAUGGUGGCAACAGAAAUGAAGAUGUUGAGGACACAAUUGAUGAACGGUAUGGUGGCCACAUUAAUGAAGACAAUGUUGGGGACGCUACUGCUGAACAAGUUGUUGCCCAAGGUAAUGACGACAGUGUUGAGGACACCGACACUGAAGUCAUUGGUGGCCACAGUACUGAAGGCAGUGUUCAGGACACCAGUGCUAGUAGAUGCGGUGAUGGCCAUGGUACUGAAGAUGGUACUGGGGAUGCCAAUGCUGCCGGGGAUGAUGGGAACAGAAAAGAAGACAAUGUUGGGGAUGCUACUGCUGAACAAGUUGAUGCCCAAGGUAAUGAUGACGGUGUUGAGGACACCGACACUGAAGUCAUUGGUGGCCACAGUACUGAAGGCAGUGUUCAGGACACCAGUGCUAGUAGAUGCGGUGAUGGCCAUGGUACUGAAGAUGGUACUGGGGAUGCCAAUGCUGCCGGGGAUGAUGGGAACAGAAAAGAAGACAAUGUUGGGGACGCUACUGCUGAACAAGUUGAUGCCCAAGGUAAUGAUGACGGUGUUGAGGACACCGACACUGAAGUCAUUGGUGGCCACAGUACUGAAGGCAGUGUUCAGGACACCAGUGCUAGUAAAUGCGGUGAUGGCCGUGGUACUGAAGAUGGUACUGGGGAUGCCAAUGCUGCCGGGGAUGAUGGGAACAGAAAAGAAGACAAUGUUGGAGAUGCCAGUGAACCUGAGUUAAUUGAUGGCUCUCAGUAUAAUAAUCCUUGGGAAUUUGUUGAACAGCCUUAUGGUGGAGGUUAUGCAGGGCCGUACUAUGAAGAACUGUAUGACCCUGAUGUUGUGGCUGUCCAUGCUUUGGUAAGCACUGUGCGACAUUGGAAUGGUUUGCCAGAUGGCCAUCUUUAUAAGCAGAUGGAAAUUAGAGUAUAUGGCGGAGGCGUCUGGCGAGUUUAUCAGAUACCUAAUCGUCAAUGCUACUAGUAAUGCAGCCAAUAUUGCUCCGGCUGUCAACAAUGGAGAUGUUACUGAUGCAGUCAGCAAUACUGGAUAGAAUGUAAGUGAGGAUGGUGAUGGUGACAUGGAUUACAGUGGCAACAGAAAUGUAGAUGGUGUUGGGGACAACACUGCUGAAGCUACUCAGGACCAUAGUAAUGAAAACAGUGUUGGGGAUGCUGGUGCUACCGAGGAGGGUGACAACAGAAAUGAAGACAAUGUUGGAGAUGCCAGAAAGAAUACCGGUGCUAGGAAUAACACACAUGGCUCUUUGGUGGGCAGCAUUCUGGUGGUGGUUACACGCAAUGUGACCAUCGCCAAUUUCAGGACCCAACGUCGUGAUUGUCCAUGGACUGUAUGAAUAUUGUGUCUAGCAAGUGUAUCAUAUACCAGGAUUUUAAUUGUUCCUACUUUUUAGUAAUAUUGACUAUUAUACCAAAGAUGUAGACUGAAAAAGAAUUCUAUGACAAUUUUAGAAUUGUAUAUGUCGUAAAGAAUACGUUAAAUACAUUUUCAAUAAAGUCCC
Messenger RNA from Schistocerca cancellata (South American locust), 4685 nucleotides. RefSeq names its product serine-rich adhesin for platelets-like. Lineage: Eukaryota; Metazoa; Arthropoda; Insecta; Orthoptera; Acrididae. The record is from RefSeq and is a predicted model, not a curated record. Bases 506 to 4147 code for a protein of 1213 amino acids. The transcript has 5 exons.